CCUUCAGGUAAAAAACGCAAAUCCCAACCUUUUUACUCUGAAACCCAACGAAAAAAACCCCCUCAAUUUCCAGGGGCUCGCGUACACUGCACCCUACCCUUUCCGCUCACUUCUCAACCAGAAGCCAUGGCCAAGACCAAGGAUGCCUCGCCGGUUCCGGAACGGAGGCGCACACGCGCCCGGUGCCACCGUUGGUUGCAGAGCCAUUCGUCGCGAUCCGAUUCUCCGAGGUUGAUGGAGGCCGCUGACGAAUCCGCCGCCGGUGUUCAAGUCCCGGACAGCCGCUCCGCUGAGGAGCAGGCCUUCAGGGAGCGGCACGGCGACCCGAUGGCCACGGCGGCGUCCUCCCCGGACUCGCCGUUCACGGCAUCGGCGAUCCGCGCGGCGGCGCACCCGGUCUCCAUCAGCCUGCCGGCCUCGCCGACGCGGUUCGUCAACGACGUGGUGGCCCGGACGGACGCGGAGUUCCCCACGCGGCUGCCUCACGCCGUCUCCAUAGCCGCCGACUACUCCGCGGCGUCGCGCAUGCCGAUGCCGAUGCCGCCGCGGCCACGGCCGCCCCAGACGAUGGCCAUGAUGAUGUCCGCCAUGCCGGCCGCGGCUUUCGAGCAGGCCGAGAAGAUGAUGUUCCGCUCGCAGCCGAUCCCUGCCGCGGCGGCCAGCAACGACGGCGGCAACUCGAACUCGCAGUCCCAGCAGCUGGUGCAGGACGACUCGAGCCGCGGGAGCGUGCGCAUGGCGCGGAGCAAGGCGCGCGCCAGGGACACGAGCUACGACUCGUUCAAGACGUGGUCCGGGAAGCUGGAGAAGCAGAUCACCACGCACCUCCGGGGCGUCGGCGUGGUCAGGCAGCAGGGGGAAGGCGGGGCCGAGCCAGAGGAAGAAGAACGCGGCGCGGCGGCCACGAGCAGCAGCGGCCGCCCCGCCUACUCUUCCGCCUCCAUGCCCAGAGUCCAGCGCUUCUUCGCCGCCCUCGAAGGCCCCGAACUCGACAAGCUACGGUCGUCGGAGGAGCUGGUGCUGCCGUCGGACAAGACGUGGCCGUUCCUGCUGCGGUUCCCGGUGUCGUCGUUCGGGAUGUGCCUGGGGAUGAGCAGCCAGGCCAUCCUGUGGAAGAACAUCGCCAUCUCGGCGUCCACGCGGUUCCUCCACAUCACGCUCCGGACAAACCUGGUCCUCUGGUGCGUCUCCGUGGCGCUCAUGUGCUUCGUCUCGGCCCUCUACGCCUGCAAGGUGGCCUUCUACUUCGAGGCGGUGCGCCGGGAGUACUACCACCCGAUCCGGGUCAACUUCUUCUUCGCGCCCUGGAUCGCCUGCCUCUUCCUGGCCAUCGGGGUGCCGGAGCUGGUGGUGGAGAGCCUCCCGCACUGGCUCUGGUACGUGCUCAUGGCGCCCAUCGCGUGCCUGGAGCUCAAGAUCUACGGCCAGUGGAUCUCCGGCGGCCAGCGCCGGCUCUCCAGGGUGGCCAACCCGUCCAACCACCUCUCCGUCGUGGGGAACUUUGUCGGCGCGUUGCUGGGCGCCAUCAUGGGCCUCAGGGAAGGGCCCAUCUUCUUCUUCGCCGUCGGGCUGGCCCACUACACCGUGCUGUUCGUGACGUUGUACCAGCGGCUGCCUACCAGCGAGACGCUACCCCGGGACCUUCACCCGGUCUUCUUCCUCUUCGUCGCCGCGCCCAGCGUCGCCUGCCUCGCCUGGGCAAGGAUCACCGGCCAGUUCGGCUACGGCUCCCGCAUCGCUUACUUCAUCGCCAUGUUCCUCUACGCCUCGCUGGCAGUGAGGAUCAACAUGUUCAGGGGGUUCAGGUUCUCGCUGGCGUGGUGGGCGUACACGUUCCCGAUGACGAGCGCGGCGAUCGCGGCGAUACGGUACUCGUCGGAGGUGAAGAACGCCUUCACGCAGACCAUGUGCAUCGCGCUCACCGUGGUGGCCACGCUCACGGUCACGGCGCUCUUCCUCACCACGCUGCUGCACGCCGCCGUGCACCGAGACCUCUUCCCCAACGACAUCGCCAUCGCCAUCACGGACCGCAGGCCCAGGGCAUCCACCAUCGCCAAGCAGCUGCACGAGCUGCAGCGCGGCCACGGGCCGCACGGCGGGAAGGGCGCCGAAGCCUGCCUGGUCGACCUCGAAGCCGCCGCGUCAUGAACUCUAAUCAAUCGGGCUGGCUGGCUGGCUGAGUUGAGAGUGCGUGUCUUCGAGCGUUUUCUUCCGUGCGUCGACUUGGCUGCCGUGCGAGGCCGGAUGGACACUUCGGGCGAGAGUCGAGCGUGUGGUGUGACGCGGGGAUUCGACUAGGACACGCAUGUAAGUUUGCUCAUGUAGACUGUAGGUACAGGAGAGAGUUGUUGAUUAUGACUAGCUUUCCGUGAGAUGUUGUGAUGUACGGCUGUACAAUAAAUUAAGGACAAAUUAUCCAUCUCUGUAUGUACGUUACGGUCUUAUAUUUAACACCGAAUAUUCGGGUUCA
Brachypodium distachyon (stiff brome) is the source of this 2470-nucleotide messenger RNA. Its product is annotated as S-type anion channel SLAH2. Gene Ontology annotation, biological process: transmembrane transport; intracellular monoatomic ion homeostasis. Bases 127 to 2148 code for a protein of 673 amino acids. Gene Ontology annotation, cellular component: membrane. Gene Ontology annotation, molecular function: voltage-gated monoatomic anion channel activity. NCBI's taxonomy places the organism in Eukaryota, Viridiplantae, Streptophyta, Magnoliopsida, Poales, Poaceae. The record is from RefSeq and is a predicted model, not a curated record. The transcript has 5 exons.